AUGUAGCAUUCCGGAAAAUGGUUUUCCGGGAAAUGGGUUAUUCCGGAAAAUGUCUUUCCGGGAAAUGGGGUAUCCGGGAAAUGAUUUCCGGGAAAUGUCUUUCCGGGAAAUAGUAUAGAACCGCUCCUUCACGCCGUCAGUUCUAUCGGAUCAGUCUUGCUGUCGUCACUGGUGUGCCGGUUGUAAACGUGUUUCCAUCAACAAUAAUGGCUUCGUCCGAUUGUCAUCUGCACAUCAACAGCCUUUCGAAUUACGUUCUGCGGGAAAUAUUCAGCUAUCUUCCUCUGAAAGAUCGCAAAACGGCCGCAUUGGUUUGCCGCCUUUGGGAGCAGGAAGCAUUCUCUGUACCGUUGUUAGCCAAUGUUCAACUUUGCAUAAACUUUAAAAAUCAUCGGGAGGCAAUUCAGGAAGUAAUGCAGAAUUGUGCAAGAUGUUAUCGAAACGUCGCGGUGUGGUAUAUGUAUCCUGAUUCGUUUACAACCAUCGUGGGCAUUUUGGAUAAAUUUGGGACGACGAUAGAACGAUUCACAAUGAAUGACCGCUGUACGGCAGCGCAGUUAAAGGAAUUGGCAGAAAGGAUGCCUAAUUUAAAGAGAAUGACGACUGGUGUGAUAGUAAUGCAAGACCUUCCAAAUGAACCACUGGAGUUUCCAGUUUUGAGCAGGUUGCAUGAUGUGGGAGUGAGGUUCUGGCAAGAUGAUGUACUGGAAAGUGACCAGUUUGAUGUACUACGAAUGGCGCCGAACAUGCAGCGUUUGAGUAUAUCAUCCCAUGCCUACAGCAAGAAUGUGCGGGUGUUCGAGGUGUUGGAACGCUGUUCAAACCAGCUAAGGUCUUUGUAUCUGUACAUGUGUUGUGAUGUAUUUCCCAGUAAAGAGCUGCGAUUCGAAAAACUGGCUGUUCUCAAGCUACGACUACAACCAUACAAUAACAAUGGCUAUAGACUGUAUCAGCUAUUCCAAGGCUUAAAGGAGUUGAAGGCAGUUCAUUUGGGUUUUAUCAUUACUAAAUCCACGCUUGCAGCCAUAUGCCACAGCUGUCCUAAACUGGAAACACUAGACAUAAGAACCGAUGGUUUCGAAGGCGGUGCGUUGAAGUGCUUGCAUAAUUUGCCAAACCUUCAGAUUUUCAAGACCAACCGUCUUUGUUUGUCUUCAUUGGAACCAUAUAAGCCAUUCAAUAGCGUCAGAGAACUGCAGUUUCAUGUGGAUGAUUCUUAUUUUAAUGACGAGGAUUACGCGGCCAAUCUAUAUGAAGUUUUUCCAAAUGUCUGCAGCAUGAAGAUAAUCACUCAGGUACACCACAUCAUCGUUUGCCCAACGGUUAAAGAACAAAUUCACAGAGCUUUCAACUACUUGAUAAAACUGUCAAUUAUUGAAGCACUUUGUCCAUUUUCACUCAUCCAUGAGGGAGACGAUCCUGGCCUUUUCGGAAGCUUCUGUACACGAAAAGAAACAAGUUGUACGGUCGAUUUAAAUUUAGAAUGAUUCUGAUGAACAUGUUUAUCAUCUGAAGGCCAACAAAAAUAGUUUCGAUGAAAUCAACCCAAAAUAUGUUUUUAAUUGAUACAGGGGAUACUCAAAAUAACUGGGACAGGUAAAAUUUUCACUUUUCAAAAAAUGUUCAACUCGCUGUAACUUUUCGAAAAGGGCAUCAAAUAUUCUCAAAUUUUCACUGUAAGUUCAUCAACUAGUUGUGUAUCAGUGGUUCAAAUUUGGUAAAAUUCGGGCCAUUCUACAAGAAGUUAUAAAGGUUCUAGAAAAAGGUAUAAUUAUUCGAUAGCCAACUUUGAGCUGUUAUAUCUCCGGAUUCAAUUAACCGAAUGCAAUGAAAUUUUGAUCAUUUAUGACUAAUAUAAUGAACUUUGAAAAACAGUUGACCUUAUUUGAAAUUAUUAAUAAGAAAAAAAGUUAUGGCAAUUUCAUUUACUCUAUGUUUUUUUUAGUAAAUUUAUAUAUUUUUCAUAUAUGUACAUCCCAUUACUUUUUCAAUUUAUUGCCGGCUAUUUGGUUGCUUUCCUUUAAAACAUAAAUAUAUUCAAAUCAAUUAGAAGGAAUUUAAAUGAACUAUAAUUACUAUCUCGAAUUUUGGAGCGAUGAUGAAGUUUUGGAUAAAUUGGUGUUAUAUUAUAAAAAUAAUCUUAUCGUAAUAAUUUUCUUUCGUGUAAAGAAUUUUAAGUUUUGACCUGAAUGACCAUUUUUGGUUAAAAGGUCGUUAAAAUAAAUAUAAAAAAAAAUUAAGUUAAGUCAAAAGUUUUAGAUAGCUCAUUAUGUAAGUCAUAAAUGAUCAAAAUUUCAUUGCAUUCGGUUCAUUGAAUCCGGAGAUAUAACAACUCAAAGUUGGCUAUCGGAUAACACUAGUUUACAGCAUUUUUGAACUCGGUAAGCUGAUGAUCAUUUUUGGUGUAGAAUCAUGCCCUGAGUUCGAAAACGCGAUUGAAAAAAAUUACAGUAGAGCGGAAUUUUUUUCGACUUUCCAUACAAAGUUGAUGAUUCGAAAUCGAUUUUUGUUCUAUUUUUAAGCAAAGUCGCUUACUUCACACAUCUCAUUCUCCGUAAUCAAUGCUCCGAUUGAGCUGAAAUUUUUACUGUAACUCGCCUACAUAUGAUAUGUCAAAUAAACGUCGAGAAAGAAAUUUUAAAUUGUUUUUUUCUUAUUGAAAAAAAUACAUUUCUUCAAAAUUUUUUGGGAAUUUAGCUAAAAUUUAAGGAGAUUGUCCCUAAAACUCACCUAUGUCUUGAAUUUCAUCAAUCUGACGCAAAACCUGUAUUCAGAUGAUCGAAUGGUAUUGUAUUCAGUUUUUAAUUUAUGGAAAAGGAUUAAAAAUUGGUUGAACAAAACGCAAUAUAUUUGAAUUUAGCAAAUUACUUAUUUAGAAAAGUUACAAAACUCGAUAAUGAGCUUAAACUCAAAAACUGUUCGACUUAAAAUUUUUUGAAGGUCGGUUUCGAAAUCAGCGCUAUAUUGUGCUUCAAAAAUUCUGGUCAUUGACAGAAGUUCACGACUUUCGUUUUAUUUUGUAAACUAGUGUAAUUAUAUCUUUUUCUAGAACCUUUAUAACUUCUUGUAGAAUGGCCCGAUUUUUACCAAAUUUUGACUACUGACACACAACUACUUGAUGAACUUACAGUAAAAAUUUGAGAAUAUUUGAUGCCCUUUUCGAAAAGUUAGAGUGAGUUGAACAUUUUUUGAAAAGUGACAAUUUUACCUGUCCCAGUUAUUUUGAGUAUCCCCAAUCACAUGUAUUGUAGAAGCUGUAGGCGGAAAAUUUCGGAAAUCAUAGCAGAAAUCCGUCGGAAAAUCCCCAAUUGCUUUGAUCAUUGCACGCACUAUGGGGAUUAAUCAAGAACGGGUUUUAUCUACAUUCCCGACGUUUCGGCCUGGGGAUUUGGCCUUUUUCAAGGGUCGUAGUGUCUACCGUCUAUCGGUUUCGGGGCCUUUGCCGAAACGUCGGGAAUGUAGAUAAAAACCGUUCUUGAUUCAAAGACUGGGGAUUUAAUUUGGUAAAACAGUUGAAAAAGUUACCAGUUUUAAAAGUAGCCGUAGGAGUACUUGGUAUAAAAGUAGUGUCAUUAAAUA
Aedes albopictus (Asian tiger mosquito) is the source of this 3579-nucleotide messenger RNA. RefSeq lists its product as uncharacterized. The transcript is spliced from 2 exons. The coding region runs from base 207 to 1487 and encodes 426 amino acids. The record is from RefSeq and is a predicted model, not a curated record. Gene Ontology annotation, biological process: SCF-dependent proteasomal ubiquitin-dependent protein catabolic process. Gene Ontology annotation, cellular component: SCF ubiquitin ligase complex. Gene Ontology annotation, molecular function: protein binding. NCBI's taxonomy places the organism in Eukaryota, Metazoa, Arthropoda, Insecta, Diptera, Culicidae.